This is a messenger RNA of Fonsecaea erecta, 717 nucleotides long. RefSeq lists its product as hypothetical. The transcript has 2 exons. Bases 1 to 717 code for a protein of 238 amino acids. Lineage: Eukaryota; Fungi; Ascomycota; Eurotiomycetes; Chaetothyriales; Herpotrichiellaceae. The record is from RefSeq and is a predicted model, not a curated record.
AUGGCUCUCCGCAAGUCCCCAACAUUCGGUCUGGGUUCAGCAACUGCAGACAACAAGCUCAAUCACAAAAUGAAUAUCCCAGCCUUGGGUCUGCCAUUGCACCCGACGGCAGAGACCAUCGAAGUCUCAUUCAGUAUGCUCGAGAAGCUCUUCUGGUACUGGAUUGCGAGUGGGAGCCUCAGUGCACUGGGUCUGAGAAAUAUACCGGCAUUCGGGGAAGCCCCGGGAUACACAUUAGAUCGAAGAGACCAUGAAGAUACGAAACCAAAGAUCACUUUCUUCGCUGCACCUCCUCGUCGCCCGCCUGGGAGCCGCCAGCAGCAGCAGCAGCAGCAGCAUCAAGCAGCUGUUACGGGUACAGGUCACUCUCAACAGGUUUGGGACGAUCCAUGCCGACCAGUGCAGUCGAAUGUUCUCAAUACUGCAAAUGAUGUCGUACGUGCGCAAGAUGAAGCUGAACCCACCAGUGGAAAACCGGACGUCAUUGCGGCAACAGCUCCAACCUCGCAUGAACCGCAACCAACUGUCAGUCCUCCACAUUCUCAAGAUGAUGCUGGUGAUAGUCAGAAUCAAUGCGACCCCAGCCAAGGAAAAACUUUGGAAAUGGCGGUCGGACAACAGGAAAGCACCGGUGUCUACUGUGAAUAUAUUGGCGAGGAAUGGGACGACAGCUUUAUGGAUGAGUUUGUCAACUGGGGUCCGGAUAUCGACAUCUGA